GCAUCGCUACGCACCCUUGCGCUGGAGCUACGGCGGCGUGCGAGCGCAGGACCGGACGCGGCGAAUGAACCGCAGAUGACAGAACGGCCGCCGGCGGAGGCCAGCGACUCGCAGCUCAUCCGCGAAAUCGAGUGGCAGGUCCAAGACGGAAGGGUAUCGACGGCACUGCGACUCGCAGACGCGACCCUCGCCCGCACGCUGCUCUCCGUGCUCAGCAACCUCGACCGCCUUACGGACGUCGACACGUCGCUCUCCACUCCACUGUCGACGCCGGGCCCCGCCGAUCUUGCCUCCACGCAUAACAUGCCACAUCAAUCGGAGAAUCCGUUUGACACGCUCUCGCGCACCGUCAGUGACCUGCAGAUGGAGCGUUCCACAUCCACCACGUCCGUGAGCGGGAUCCUGUCCCCUCAACGCCACGUACAGAGCGCGCUGCUAUGGUCCAACGUAGAGCAAGACCUAGAGACCGUGCUCGACCUCUGCGCGGCGCGGCGACGCCCGCCCGGUCUCGAAGGCGUUGUCGGCAACCACCUUCCCCCCGAGUACGAUUACGAUCACGGCUUCGGGGACGACGAGCUCCCGCCCGAGUACGAGGGCUCGAUGUACUCCGUGCAAAAAUCGGAGCACAAGCAUUCGGGAUGGGCGGAGACGAGCAGCGUCCGGGGCGCCGGUGGGGACGAGAAGAUGCGGAUGGAUCUGGACGCGGUCACGAGCGCUAUCGACCGCCUGUACGACGUCUGCCCGCAACUGCACAAUCAGCGCGUCGAGCUUCGGAGCGACAAGCGCGCACAACUCGAGCGAGCGCGGACGACCGGCUUUCCCUCUUCCUCCUCUUCGGCCUCUGCGUCAAAGACGAAAUCUAAGGCGCGGGCGAUGAUGGGCGAGGACGCGGGUGCGAAGAAUGAGGAGGAUAUUCAAGACCUUCAACGUCUGCUCGACAUGCUCGGGCGCGCGUCUGAACGCAAGCUGGUCGACCAGGCGGUCGUGCUCAAGGGCCCCGGCGGGAUGGAGGCACAGCUUGAACGAUCCAAACAGCGAGCGUUGCAACAGAAAGAAACCUUCGUUAACCACCUCGCACAACACUCCGAUGCUCGGAGGCUGCACGACCAGGACGCCGAGCGCCGGGAGCGACAGCGGGACCCGCAUGCGCUGCUCACGCUUCCUGAGUUCAUGCGCGAGGCGAUCCCCGCUGAGCUGCAGCGUGAAUUAGAUGCGGACCCGGAGGCGAUGCUCACGCUGCCCGAAUUCAUCCGCCAGCCCGUGCCGCCGGGGCUCGUUGCCAGUACCAGCAGGAGUGAGCAGCAAAUCGCGACGGAGGAGGCGACGAAACGGCCAUCGUCUUCGCGGAGCCGAAGUUUGAGUGCGCCGCCUUUGGCGUGGCUGCUGUCGCGGGAGAGCUCGCGGCCGGGGACGCCCGGAAGCGCGGAGAAGGAGAAGGAGCGGUCUCUGUCGCGGAAAGGGUCGAAGAAGUCGCGGCCCAAGUCGUCAAGCGGGAAGGAGGUAGCAAUGCCGUCGCUCGCACAGGGCCUUCAAGCGGGCCUGGAGGUGACCUACGUCGCGGAGCACCACGAAAAUCUCCAACAUGUCCUCGUCUUCGCGAGCGUUGCGAACGUUGUGCCCGGGAAGAACGUUACGGCGCAAGUCCUGCUCGCUUCCGGCGUCGGCGGUGAUGCCGAGCGCGAACGGCUUGUGUUCCGCUGCGGCGACCGCACGAGCGCGCCGCUCGCGUUGCCCGUACGCGUACGCCCGGGCGAGCGCGAUGUGCUUGUGCAGAGCACGCAUUACGAGGUCAAGAUACCCACAUAUGGGUCUAGUGCGCCGUCCUCCCCUGGAUUUGAGGGCACGUUGCAGCCUCAGUCGGAGCACGAUCGCCCGCCGCUUUUGGACGCACAGCAACUGACCGACGCGCAACCGACGUCGUUCAUUUGCGCGUCCUGCUCGCUCCCACUCGUCGCGCCUGCGCGAGCGGGCUGCGAGUAUCGCGACUUGCCAUCGGAGCACUGGGCGGAACUCGUUGACGCGUGGAUGUGUCAUACCACGCAGAAGCUCAAUGAGCAGGUCGUGCGGCACGGGAAGGGCAUAUGGCCGCAUCCGGGCGAGGCGCUCGUCGGUGGUAGCUAUGUCUUGUUUGACGAUGGUUGCAUAGUCAAGACGAACCUCGCGGCGGCAGACGAGCCAAAGAGAGGCGAGGAUUGGCGGCUAGUCAGGUGUCUAUGCGGGGCUGUCGCUGGGCGGUGUAAGGACAACCGAACGGAGGACGGCACGCUGUCUGUCACGUAUCGCUUGGCCAAAUAUGCCAUACGACCCGUAAGCAGCAAGGCGAAUCUGUCGCAGGUUCCGCUCUCGGCCUUCAUCGUAGAGGACAUGGUGGAGCUGGUCCAAGCCCACGCGACCUAUCGAUUCGUUAUCUUCGACGAAGAGGAUGAACGGCCACGUCUGCUGAUAUGGUUAUUCAAACCAAGCAUCCGCCUCGCGUACACCACGCCCGCGCAGUACCUCAUCCCUCGCAGCGGCACCCUCCGAGCUGCGAAAACCCUCUGGAAGAUCCUCGGACCCAACACAGAUCCCGCAGAACUGCCUGCCAUUUUGGACAAGUAUCCGGGCUUUCCGCAGGCAGAGCACCUCUUUUAUCCGAUGAGCGUCUGCCGCCGGUUAGCGGCCAUGCUCAAGGAGAGCAGCGGCGCCUAUCCCGAGAGCGUGCGCGUGAUGUGUGGACUUGAAGUGGGAUGGCUGAAGAGGGCUUGAUUAUCCGUUCAUCAGGGUGUCGUUCUUCUGUCGCAUUUGUUAUCGUUCCUGUAUAGAUUGCAGGUUGUAGCCUACCUACUGUGGUUAUGUUUGACCAAACUUGAAAAAUUUU
Molecule: messenger RNA, 2857 nt
Organism: Punctularia strigosozonata HHB-11173 SS5
Lineage: Eukaryota; Fungi; Basidiomycota; Agaricomycetes; Corticiales; Punctulariaceae
Exons: 8
Coding region: 76-2745 (889 amino acids)
Biological process (GO): protein polyubiquitination; proteasome-mediated ubiquitin-dependent protein catabolic process; protein monoubiquitination
Cellular component (GO): ubiquitin ligase complex; nucleus; cytosol
Molecular function (GO): ubiquitin conjugating enzyme binding; ubiquitin protein ligase activity; cyclin binding
Source: RefSeq, a predicted model, not a curated record